AUGACCAAACGUACCAAGUUUCUCGCUUUAGUAACCUUCAUGGCCGGCGCUCUCUGUCUCAGCGGAUCCAUUGCCAAGGCCUACAUCUACAUCAAGGCCAGAGAGGACCGCUUUUUCUGGGAUGGAAUUACCCUGAUUACUGCGCUUUCAAUCUGGAAUCUAGCAGAGGUCCAGAUCGGCAUUGUGGCUGCCUGUGGGCCCACACUCCGGCAGCCACUGGCUCGCCUCAUGCCUUCGACCGAGGCCGUCACCAGUCUGCUGUCAAAGAUUGGUCUGCGUCGGCACUCCGAGAAGAUCAAGUCCAACCACAUUCCUAGUUUUGUACAGCCACCCCAGCAGGCCAGCACUCAGUCCCUCCAGGACAUCAGUCGAGUCGCUCUGAUAGUCACCCAGAAGAAUCAGAGCGAGUACACUGGCCAGCCACGCGCCGAGGAGCGCGCCGAGGUCAUCGCACAGGACAAGAAGGAGAUACUACGCCAGGUCAAGCUGCGCUGGCUGGGGCUCAAUGGCUGCUUCAGAGGCACAGAGCUGGACAACCCCUCUUUCGUACCGUCCAAGGGCAGACGGUGGGCCAGAGUCUUUGAUGAGGAGCACCCCAACGCCAAAGCUUGGUUAGACAAGCUGCCGGCCUUCUCGUUUGCUGUGCGGGUGCACGCUCAUGAUUUCGAGGAGGAGACAAGGCUGUUGAACGCCAAGAGGGCCCGCCUCAGGGGGGGAAAUGAGCACAGGCGCUGGGCCGACAUGCCCUUGAGUGUGGCGGCAUUCAGUUGGACGAACUGGUAG
Diaporthe citri is the source of this 783-nucleotide messenger RNA. RefSeq lists its product as uncharacterized. The coding region runs from base 1 to 783 and encodes 260 amino acids. The transcript is spliced from 4 exons. Lineage: Eukaryota; Fungi; Ascomycota; Sordariomycetes; Diaporthales; Diaporthaceae. The record is from RefSeq and is a predicted model, not a curated record.